ACGCGUCUAUCAAUUGUUUUUCAACAUUUUAUCAACUUUUAAUGUGUACCCGUGCGCGUUUGCGUGAAUAUAGUGCGAAAACUGUUAAACAGUCAAAACGCCGCGUUGCAUGAAAUCAAACAAGUGCGCAUGCAACAGCAACAGCAACUGCACCACCAGCAACUGCACCUAACGAAACAGCCACAAAAUGAUGAUGGAGAACGGUAUCUCCAUGGAGUACGGCGAUGGCUACAUGGAGCAGGAGGAGGAAUGGGAGCGCGAGGGAUUGCUCGAUCCGGCGUGGGAGAAGCAACAGAAGAAGACAUUUACCGCGUGGUGUAACAGUCAUUUGCGUAAAGCUGGCACCGCCAUCGACAAUAUCGAGGAGGACUUCCGCAAUGGCCUUAAGCUGAUGCUGCUGCUGGAGGUGAUCUCUGGCGAGACGCUGCCCAAGCCCGAUCGCGGCAAGAUGCGUUUCCACAAAAUCGCGAAUGUGAACAAGGCGCUGGACUUUAUUGCAUCGAAGGGCGUCCAUCUGGUGUCCAUUGGCGCUGAGGAGAUCGUCGAUGGCAAUCUGAAAAUGACGCUCGGCAUGAUCUGGACGAUCAUUCUGCGCUUCGCCAUCCAGGACAUUUCGGUCGAGGAGAUGACCGCCAAGGAGGGUCUGCUAUUGUGGUGCCAGCGCAAGACGGCGCCCUACAAGAAUGUCAACGUACAGAACUUCCAUCUCUCGUUCAAGGACGGUCUGGCAUUCUGUGCCCUCAUCCAUCGUCAUCGUCCAGAUCUGAUCGACUAUGCCAAGCUAUCCAAAGACAAUCCUCUGGAGAAUCUGAACACUGCCUUCGAUGUUGCUGAGAAAUAUCUAGAUAUUCCAAGGAUGUUGGAUCCAGAUGAUUUAAUCAACACUCCGAAACCGGAUGAACGUGCCAUCAUGACGUACGUCUCCUGCUACUAUCACGCCUUCCAGGGAGCCCAACAGGUUGGAAAUGUGACGCAUGUACCCGAACCCACAAGACAAUACACCUACGUCCCGAAUAAUUACAAUGCGGAAACGGCGGCAAAUCGUAUUUGCAAGGUGCUCAAGGUUAACCAGGAGAAUGAACGCCUCAUGGAGGAGUACGAGCGUCUGGCCAGCGAUCUGCUGGAAUGGAUUCGCCGCACAAUGCCAUGGCUGAACUCGCGCCAGGCGGACAACUCGCUGGCCGGCGUACAGAAGAAGCUCGAGGAGUACCGCACGUACCGUCGCAAGCACAAGCCGCCACGUGUUGAGCAGAAGGCAAAACUCGAAACUAACUUUAACACGCUGCAGACGAAACUGCGUCUGUCCAACCGUCCAGCCUACUUGCCCACCGAGGGCAAGACCGUGUCUGAUAUCUCAAAUGCCUGGAAGGGCCUCGAGCUGGCCGAGAAGGCGUUCGAGGAAUGGCUACUGGCUGAGACCAUGCGCCUGGAGCGUCUCGAACAUCUGGCCCAGAAGUUCAAGCAUAAGGCCGAUGCUCACGAGGACUGGACACGCGGCAAGGAGGAGAUGCUGCAGUCCCAGGACUUCCGUCAAUGCAAGCUCAACGAGCUGAAGGCCCUCAAGAAGAAGCACGAAGCCUUUGAGUCUGAUCUGGCCGCCCACCAGGAUCGCGUCGAACAAAUCGCCGCCAUUGCCCAGGAGCUGAACACUCUGGAGUAUCACGAUUGCGUGUCGGUGAAUGCGCGCUGCCAGCGCAUCUGCGAUCAGUGGGACCGCCUGGGUGCCCUGACCCAGCGCCGUCGCACCGCUUUGGAUGAGGCUGAGCGCAUAUUGGAGAAGAUCGACAUCUUGCAUUUGGAGUUCGCGAAGCGUGCGGCGCCGUUCAACAACUGGCUGGACGGCACACGCGAGGAUCUGGUGGAUAUGUUCAUAGUGCACACCAUGGAAGAAAUACAGGGCCUGAUCCAGGCGCACGAUCAGUUCAAGGCGACGCUCGGCGAGGCCGAUAAGGAGUUCAAUCUGAUUGUGAAUCUGGUGCGCGAGGUGGAGUCGAUUGUCAAGCAGCACCAGAUACCCGGCGGCCUGGAGAAUCCCUACACGACCCUGACGGCCCACGAUAUGACACGCAAGUGGACCGAUGUCCGCCAGCUGGUGCCGCAGCGCGACCAGACGUUGGCCAACGAGCUGCGCAAGCAGCAGAACAACGAGAUGCUGCGCCGCCAGUUCGCCGAGAAGGCCAAUGUGGUCGGUCCCUGGAUCGAGAUGCAGAUGGAUGCCGUGACAGCGAUAGGCAUGGGUCUGCAGGGCUCCCUCGAGGAUCAGCUGCAUCGCCUCAAGGAGUACGAGCAGGCCGUGUACGCAUACAAGCCGAACAUUGAGGAGCUCGAGAAGAUCCAUCAGGCCGUACAGGAGUCGAUGAUCUUCGAGAACCGCUACACGAACUAUACGAUGGAAACGCUGCGCGUCGGCUGGGAGCAGUUGCUCACCUCGAUCAAUCGCAACAUUAACGAGGUGGAGAACCAAAUACUGACACGCGACUCCAAGGGCAUCAGCCAGGAGCAGCUGAACGAGUUCCGUUCCAGCUUCAAUCAUUUCGAUAAGAAUCGCACCGGCCGCCUGACGCCCGAGGAAUUCAAAUCGUGCCUCGUCUCGCUGGGCUACUCGAUCGGCAAGGAUCGCCAGGGCGACAUGGACUUCCAGCGCAUCCUGGCCGUUGUCGAUCCCAACAAUACAGGCUAUGUUCACUUCGAUGCCUUCCUCGAUUUCAUGACCCGCGAGAGCACCGACACCGACACCGCCGAGCAAGUCAUUGAUUCCUUCAGAAUCCUGGCAGCCGACAAGCCAUACAUAUUGCCCGAUGAGCUGCGCCGCGAAUUGCCACCAGAUCAGGCCGAGUACUGCAUCCAGCGCAUGCCCCCCUACAAGGGACCCAAUGGAGUGCCCGGCGCCCUGGACUACAUGUCGUUCAGCACAGCUCUCUAUGGCGAGACCGAUUUGUAAACGCACUCGAUCAUCCACUCUACAAGCACACUUCACACAGACACACACACACAAACACACACACGAACACCCGCACACAAACACACACAUACAGAGAUAUACACAAACACACACACACACACGCACUCACUCACUCACACACACAGAGAGCUCGUCGGGUGGCAAUCAGGCCGCAAAAGAAAAAA
Drosophila navojoa is the source of this 3126-nucleotide messenger RNA. It is a transcript of the gene Actn, whose product is annotated as alpha actinin. Gene Ontology annotation, molecular function: calcium ion binding; protein binding. NCBI's taxonomy places the organism in Eukaryota, Metazoa, Arthropoda, Insecta, Diptera, Drosophilidae. The record is from RefSeq and is a predicted model, not a curated record.